CUUCCUCCUCUUCCUCCUCCGGUCCGUUCAACCGCCGCCGGCCGCUCACCAUGAAGCCGCUCUUCGCCGCGUUGCUUGCCGGCCUCCUCUGCAUGCGGACAGCAAAGUCUUCGCUCAUAUGCAUGGCAUGCGACAAAGUGGACCAUAACAACAAGUGCAUCGACCUAAAGGUCUGUGAUGACACCGAUCGCUACUGCUAUACAAAAUAUUUUGGUAGAGGUUCUGGUGAAGACCACAAGGAACUGAUCAGCAAAGGAUGUUCUGCCGAUUGUCCUGAAGUAGGGUUUGAUAUCGGCGUGAUGGCUUUCUCAGUGAAAUGCUGUCAACAUUCCUUCUGCAACACAAGUGGUGCCGUUGGUGUGAAGAAGAGCUCCUUGCUGCUGUUGGUGGGCACCUUGGCCAGUGUCUUCUAUAUCAUUGGAGUCAAUCUGUGAUGAGAGACUACGUGAGCUCAUGGCAGCUCCACCCAGGGAGGACUCGAACCUAUCCUGGAAAAUUGUAGGUUAAAAAGAAUUUCCCUCUUGCUUCUUGGCUCUGCCUUCAAUUCUUUCAACUAAUAAUCCAAGCCUAGUCCUUGGUACACCUCGGUGGUGUCCGAUCUACAUGGACUGUUUCUUGGGUCAAGGGCCUGAUGAUUCUCCUUUCCUCCCCGAUCAUGAUUUUGCAGGUGUUUUGUAAUUUCUCUGCAAUUGCUCCUUGAGAACGCCAACCCACAUGAGUUGACCAAAGUUAUGGGCAGCGGAUAUCAAGAUGCACAAUUAUAGAGUUGAGAAAUAGCCUUGUGGUUGGUGAUUUAUCCCUCCUGGUGGGAGAGAACCUCAAGCCUUCCUUCUUGCUUGAAACAACCUUGCUUGCAAGGAAAUUCCCUUUGGGGAGAGUUGGGUUUGAUGAUUCCAGCUUGCUUACUUUAUACUUGGAGCUUGGUAAGAUCAACUGUUGUUAAGCUUGGCUGUUCCGAACACCAAAGGAGCAGUGGUGGUAUUUGACCGGUUCAGCCCGGUUCUGCCGAGCCGGUAGUGGCGAUGAGCAGCGGAGACCAAACCGGUUCUCUCAACUGUUCUGUUGUUGGGCCCGC
Messenger RNA from Pseudonaja textilis, 1075 nucleotides. RefSeq names its product lymphocyte antigen 6E-like. Gene Ontology annotation, cellular component: plasma membrane. Lineage: Eukaryota; Metazoa; Chordata; Lepidosauria; Squamata; Elapidae. Gene Ontology annotation, molecular function: acetylcholine receptor inhibitor activity. The record is from RefSeq and is a predicted model, not a curated record.